AUGUUACAUUUUUAUUUUAACAAAAAUCUAAUAUUUCUCAUUGAAUCCAAAUUUUUUCCUAUACUUAGCUACAAAUCGCAAGUUAAAAUAACACCUCACUAUUCAGUGAAAACAGUUGCGAACCUUUCUUACAGAAUAUAUGGAGAAGCUGCGAAAGAUGGUGACCAAUCUCCAAUACUGCUAUUGCACGGUCUUUUGGGAUGUAAAAAACAUUGGGAUAGUAUUGGCAAGACCAUGAUGAAUGUGACUAAAAGGUCGGUUUUGUCAGUCGAUUUAAGAAAUCAUGGAGACAGCCCACACAUAAAUUCCCAUAAGUACGAGGACUUGACCGCGGAUAUACUGAAGUUGUAUGAAAAGUUAAACAUAGAAAAAGCAUAUCUAGUAGGACACAGUAUGGGUGGAAGAGCUUCAAUGAGCGUUUCUUUAUUAGCUCCACCAAAAGUUGCUGGAUUACUAGUGAUAGAUAUAUCACCUACAUCAACUGCCAGAGAUUUCUCUGAAGGCUUUCCCACAAUCUUAGCCGCCAUGAAGAAAAUCAAUUUUAAAAAACAUAAAAGUAUUAAAGAAGCGAAGGAAGAUACAAGAAAGGAAUUGGAGAGCACGAUAAAUAACGAAUUACUGUUAAAAGCUGUCCUGUCAAAUGUAAAAAUGAAAUCCGAUCAUACCAUUGGUUGGGCAUGUAAUUUGGACAUAUUGAUACGUCACUUCAAGUACAUAUCUUCUUUUCCGAAGAGUUUGAGAAAAAAAACUUAUUAUGGCCCCACAUUAUUUAUAGGGGGUCAGUUAUCAGAUUAUCUUCCUCCAGACGACUUGCCGUCAAUAAGGGAGAUGUUUCCUCGUGCUGUUAUUACCUAUAUACCACAGACUGGUCACAACAUUCACGUCGAGGAUCCGAAGACAUUUCUCGAGCUUGUCAUAGCUUUCAUGAAGAGUCAAGAGUGA
Messenger RNA from Danaus chrysippus (African queen), 942 nucleotides. NCBI's taxonomy places the organism in Eukaryota, Metazoa, Arthropoda, Insecta, Lepidoptera, Nymphalidae. The record is from the annotation of a GenBank genome assembly.